This is a messenger RNA of Cinclus cinclus, 1665 nucleotides long. Its product is annotated as interleukin-18 receptor 1-like. The coding region runs from base 1 to 1665 and encodes 554 amino acids. Gene Ontology annotation, molecular function: interleukin-18 binding; interleukin-1 receptor activity; interleukin-18 receptor activity. NCBI's taxonomy places the organism in Eukaryota, Metazoa, Chordata, Aves, Passeriformes, Cinclidae. The record is from RefSeq and is a predicted model, not a curated record. Gene Ontology annotation, biological process: positive regulation of type II interferon production; interleukin-18-mediated signaling pathway. The transcript has 10 exons.
AUGACUCUGAUGAUUUUUUUGGUAAUGUUGAUCAUGGAAUCUGCCACUGAGAAGCUGUGCCCCCUUCGUGCCUCCAUUGAUGUUCUAGAAGGGGAAUAUUUUUUCCUUUGUUAUCUUGAGUCAACGCAAGAACAUUUUCAGGAAGAAGCAUACACAAUAAACUGGUACAAAGAAAGUGCUGGAAAGCAGCAACUGAUAAAGGAAACACACAGAAUUGUUUCACAAAUGAAUUUUCUGGAGUUUUGGCCAGCUGAACUCAGUGACUCUGGGAAUUACUCUGUCAUUCACAGCAAUGGAAAACAAAAUUUCACAAUUCAGAAGUGGACUUUGAAUGUACUUGGAAGAAAUAAAAGCAGCUGUUUCAAUGAAAAUCAUUUAACUACAGAAAUUAAAAGUGCUGGAAUUGGUCAUUCACUGAAAUGCAGUGAUUUGUCUGUCUAUGAAAAUGACAGCAUAACAUGGUACAAGGACUGUAAGAAUUAUGAGUAUGAAACCGAGAGGGAACUAAAUUUUAGAACCUUGACAGUACAGAACUCUGGGAUAUAUACCUGUAAAAUUUUAAUCAGUCAUGAAGGAAUGAUAUACUACAGCACAAAUACAAUUAAACUUGUAGUAGAAGAAGAUGCACCAGAGGCUUUCACUUUGGAGAUAGUUGGACAUCAUGAAGAAAUUGAAACAGAAAUAGGUAAAGAAGAGGUACUCAAUUGCACAGGUUUCUUUGGUUUUUAUAUGCAAGAAGAUGCCAGCCUCUACUGGUUAAUUAACCAAACGUUUCCAGAACAAUGCACAGGUAUCCCUGAGAAUGAACCUUCAGUAUGUGAAGAAGAACUCAAAAAACUACAGUUGGGAAACAAGUUCUAUAUGACAAGGCUACUACGGAUUAAAAAAGUAAGAGAUGAGGACAUGCAUAAUAAUUUCACCUGCAUGUUGCAAGCUGAUGAAAGCACACAAAUGAAAAUAGUAAAACUGAAGAAAGGGAAGACUCAAGACCUGCCUGUGCACAUAUUUACCACUGGAAUGGUCCUCACUCUGCUAUUUCCAUUUGUUGCUGUAGCUGUGGUGUUUGUGUUUGUGAUGUUUAGAGUCGACUUCAUUCUGUUUUACAGAAGUAUAUGCAGGAGAGAUGAUACUGCUGGAGAUGGAAAAGAAUAUGAUGCGUUUGUGUCUUACCUGAAAGACUGUGUUUCUCCUACUGAAGAAGAGAGAGAAUUUGCUUUGAAGAUAUUGCCCAUGAUAUUAGAAGAAAACUUUGGGUACAAGUUAUGUAUAUUUGAGAGGGAUGUAUUCGCUGGAGGAGCGUUUGUUGAUGAUAUCCAUUCAUUCAUUGAUAAAAGCAGAAGAUUAAUCAUUAUACUGAGCCAGAACUACAUUUCUGACAGAGCCAUAUACGAACUUGAGAGUGGACUGCAUAAAGCUCUAGUUGAAAGAAAAACUAAGAUCAUAUUAAUUGAAUAUAUGCCUAUAAGUGACUACAAUUUCUUGCCAGAAUCACUGUCACUUUUACCAUCAAAGAGGGUGGUGAAGUGGAAAAAAGAUAAAUCUCUUCCUGUGAAUUCCAGAUUUUGGAAGAACCUUCGGUACCUGAUGCCAGCAAAGCCUAUCAAGAUAAAGACCAGAGGGCACUAUAAUAAUCUUGUCUUAGGCUCAAAAGCUGCUCAACCCUGA